AUGUCUACCCAACAAUACAUUGUAUUCUCCUCUUCUCUUCGCCAUCGCUCAGUCUGGAGUGUUCUCAGCCCUGUUUUCGAGGCUGCUGAUAUUACAUUAGAAGAAUCGUUGGUCAAUACACACGACCUUGAGUUUCAUCUUCCUGAUCAAGAUAUUUCACUACGCGCCAUUCUCGUCACGCCCUCUUGCCUUGAGGAUGCCAGCAGGCAGGUCACCCUGACUCGCGCAGAGCAGUUUGCAACAGUGAAUAGCAGCCGUGUUAAAAAUUCACACUUGGCCAUCGUAUUCUUGCUCUCAGAUAAGGCGUUUCAAACAGCUCGUGGACGCUAUAGAGCUGAUGGCCUAGUUUCUCUACAGGCCCUAAUCUUCCAGUCGCAAUCGGCUUCGGGUUUGCCAAUAAUACCGGCAGCAGAACCAUCAACCGUGUUGGCGUCGGUCCAAGAACAUUGCAACGCUCUUGCGCGCGGCCCAAUCUCGCAUCCUUCGUUUCCCCCACCAUCGCCUCUGUCUCUUCUAGAGUAUGUGGUUACCAGUGGACCGAGCCAGUUACCGGCAAAGCAUAACCUAAAUGUAUUGAGUGAUCUUUUCCCGUCACUACGUGCUUUGAGCAGAGCUGCGACAACUCCAGACGGCCGGCAACUCAUUGUCGACUAUCUUGGAGAAGACCUGGCGGACAGCAUACAGGCAUUCUGGGAGCAGGAAUGGAACCUGGAAAGUGGUACCAUGCUAAAUUACAUUCAUAUUUUCUUCCUUGGUUUCGCUGCUGUAUUAGGUCUCGUCGUGUACCGGCGGCGAAGCCAUGAUGCCCAGGAACCACCACUUGUGACCAGUUCCAUCCCGAUUUUCGGACACUUGAUCGGAUCGCUCUGGUAUGGCAUUCCAUAUUUUGGCAAGCAAGCCGAGAAGUACUCAAUGUACCCGAUGAUCUCGCUGGAUCUGAUCGUCGUCAAGAUCUAUGUCAUUAGCUCCCCAUCCUUGAUGCGCAGUGUCCAGCAAAACUCCAAGGCUCUGAGCUUUGAUCCAUUUAUAGAAUUCUCCGCCAGGCGCAUGGCAGGCCUCCCCGCAUCGACAAUUGAUUUGCUGAAAUCGAAGCAAGCAAGUGGCAAUUCUCUCUUUUCAGAUAUACUGCAUGGCAUGUCGCCUACAUUACUGGGCGAGCCUCUGGAUCGCAUGAAUGAGCGCAUGAUUCGGUUGCUACGGCCUUUCAUCGAUGGAUUCGGAAGUAGUACAAGCGAGACGAUCGAUUUGUACGAGUGGAUUCGCCAUGCAGUUACGCUCGCCAGUACCGACUCUUCAUACGGCGACAUGAACCCUUAUAAGGACCGCAAGAUUGAAGAUUCAUUCUGGGACUUUGAAAGUUACCUCAGUCCGUUGAUAGCGAAUGUACUACCGUGGCUAACCGCACGCCCGGCUUGGAAGGGGAGAGAGAAACUUGCCAAUGCCCUGGAAGACUAUUAUCACAAAGGUGGACACGAAAACUCCUCUGAGCUAACGCUUGCCCGAUUCAAAAUCCCACGCGAUGCAGGCAUAACUCUGAGAGAUAUUGCUCGGUUGGAGGCCACCAUGGCUUUUGGGUUACUCUCCAACACAGUUCCAGCGGCAUUCUGGGUUCUGUUCGACAUAAUCUCCAGAGACAAACUCCUAGAAGAAAUUCGCGAAGAAGUACGUCAAAAUGCAUUGCAUAUCUUGGAGGACGGCACGCACAUGAUUGAUCUAGCCGAUCUGCGUGACGAUUGCCCGCUCUUGAUUUCUACAUUCCAGGAGAUUCUCCGCAAGAGGACAUCCACAUCUCCCACGCGUUUCGUCACCAAAGAGGUUAUGGUUGGUGAUCGUUAUUUGUUAAAAGAAGGAAACGUUGUUAUGAUGCCUGCAAUCUCCAUUGGCCGAAAGCCUGAUGUCUGGGGCUCGACACACGACGACUUUGACGCGAGACGAUUCAUGAAGACCACGACGACGGCCUCAGAAAACCAGACAGAGGGAAAAAAGGAUCCUCGACGCGUAGGUGGCUUCAUGACGUUUGGAGUCUCGCCAGUCAUUUGUCCCGGCCGACACUUUGCUAGCGGUGAGAUAUUGGGCUUGAUUGCUAUGACAGCUCUGCGCUUCAAUUUGUUGCCUGUUGGAGGGAUUUGGAAGGGCCCGAAGACGAAUGCAAUGGCCAUCGCAUCUAUCAUGAACCCACUCAAGGAGCCAUUCCAUGUCAAUGUGCGCCCGAGGAAGGCGUUUGAGGGCAAACGGUGGGAUUUUAGUGUAACAGAAGGCAAAAGUAAAUACCCGCUGGUGAUAGGAUAG
Molecule: messenger RNA, 2289 nt
Organism: Talaromyces rugulosus
Lineage: Eukaryota; Fungi; Ascomycota; Eurotiomycetes; Eurotiales; Trichocomaceae
Exons: 6
Coding region: 1-2289 (762 amino acids)
Molecular function (GO): heme binding; oxidoreductase activity, acting on paired donors, with incorporation or reduction of molecular oxygen; monooxygenase activity
Source: RefSeq, a predicted model, not a curated record